AAAUUGCGUGGUGCCGUGCGCGAAGAUGUAUUGACGUCGAUUCCCGAGAAACCGAAACUUUCGUGUUUGUCAGUUGUUAUACGCGCGACUGUAUUUACGCAGUCUGUUAAAAUGGCGGAAGCGACUCUUUCAGUGUCUGAGGAUCAGUUCAUCUGUUCAAUCUGUCUGGAUUUACUGAAGGAUCCAGUGACCAUUCCCUGUGGACACAGUUACUGUAUGAGCUGUAUUACAUACUGCUGGAAUCAAGAUGAUCAGAAGAGAAACUACAGCUGCCCUCAAUGCAGACAGACCUUCAAUACAAGACCUGAUUUAGGGAAGAAUGUGAUGCUUGCUAAUAUGGUGGAGGACCUGAGGAGACUUCAGACUGAUCGAUCUGCUCUCAGUUCUGCUGGACCUGAAGAUGUGAAGUGUGACGUCUGUACUGAGAGAAAAUACAAAGCUAUCAAGUCCUGUCUGGUGUGUCUUGAAUCUUACUGUCAAACUCACUUUGAACAACAUGAAGCUUUUCGGACAGGAAAAAGACACAAAGUGAUUGAUGUGACAGGAAGACUUCAGGAGAUGAUCUGCUCUCAACAUGACAAACUCAUCGAGGUUUACUGUCGCACUGAUCAGAGAUGUAUUUGUUUUCUGUGUACGAUGGAUGAACAUAAAAAUCACGACACUGUAUCAGCUGAAGCAGAGAGAACUGAGAAACAGAGAUUACUGGAGGACAAGCAGAGAAAACUCCAUCAGAGAAUCCAGGAGAAAGAGAAGAAGCUUCAGGAUCUAAGAGAGUCUGUGAAGAUUCACACGAUCUCUGCACAGACAGCAGUGGACGACACCGAGAGGAUCUUUACUCAACUGAUCCGAUCCAUUGAGAGAAGACGAUCUGAGGUGAUACAACUGAUCAGAGAUCAGGAAAAGACUGCAGUGAGUCGAGCUGAAGAUCUCUUGAAGAAACUGAAGCAGGAGAUUGAUGAUCUGAGGAGGAGAAAUGAUGAGAUGGAGAAACUUUCACAAACAAAAGAUCACAUCAGUUUCCUUCAGAGUUUUCAGUCUCUCUCUUCAUCUCCUGGAUCUUCAGACAACAUCACUGUCUCUUCUCUUCUCUCUUUUGAUGAUGUGAUGAAAUCUGUCACUAAACUGAAAGAAAAGAUGGAGGAUUUCUGUAAAGAAGAGAUUGAAAAGAUAUCUGAGAAAGUUUCAUUAAUUGUAGUUAUUCCCACCAAUGAACCCAAGAUCAGAGAUGAGUUUCUACAGUAUUUCAGUCUCUUCUCUCUGGAUCCAAACACACCACACAGACGUAUCUGUUUGUCUGAGGAGAACAGAGCGGCUGCUUGCACGGACACAUUUCAGCAGUAUCCUGAUCAUCCAGACAGAUUUGAUGGUUGGUCUCAGGUGUUGUGUAGAGAGAGUUUAUGUGGACGCUGUUACUGGGAGAUUGAAUGGAGUGGUCAUGUGUAUAUAUCAGUGUCAUAUAAGAGCAUCAGCAGGAAGGGACGAGGUCAAGAGUGUGGAUUUGGACGUAAUGAUCAGUCCUGGAGUUUGUUCUGUUCUCCCUCUGAAUGUUCAUUCAUUCACAAUAAGAUAAACACAAAUCUCCCUGUAGUGUCCAGUAAAAUAGGAGUUUAUGUGGAUCACAGUUCAGGAUCUCUGUCCUUCUACAGCGUCUCUGACACAAUGACCCUCAUCCACAGAGUCAACACCACAUUCACUAAACCUCUCUAUCCUGGGUUUAGGUUAUUUCGGAGCUCAUACGUGAAACUUUGUCAUCUAACAAUAUAAAGGAUACAUGCUUAGAUAGUAUGCACAAGUGUCAUCUAAACCAAUUUAUAUAAGUUGACAAAUCCAAAGGCAAAAACUAAAUUAAAACGGAUACACAUUAAAAUAUAGCUGCGAUACCGGGGUCAAGCCAAAAAGGGCACAGAAUGACUCAUGAUUUUAGAUUUAAGUUUUUAGUAGAUUAAGGCAAAACUAUCCAUUUAUCAAACCCGUGACUACUAGGUGGCGCUGUGACGAAACUUUGCAUGCACCCUCAGGUCAUAAUUGUAAUGACAUAUUCCAAGUUUUGUGUCAAUACACAUAGGUUUUGUGAAGAUACAGCCUCAUAUCCCUCUUUUGUGCUCUACGUAAAAUUGUUUGACGUGGUAUACGGAAACUAAAUGGCAAAUCAACACAAAUUCCAUAACUUUGAGUGUCUCUAGAUGCUACACAUUGAUUUUUACACAAAUCAGAGAAAAGCUCUAGGACAAGUUCGAAGAAGUAGGUUUUACGAACAAUUCAAAACAUUUUCAUGACGGAAAAUAACGAAUCAGAAUGAGCCAAGAAAUCAAAAGAAACAAGAAUUUCCACGACUUACGGGUCAGAAGUUAUAAGAAAAAACAUGCAAGUUUGGAUUGUUGGUGGCA
Messenger RNA from Misgurnus anguillicaudatus (oriental weatherfish), 2387 nucleotides. The record is from RefSeq and is a predicted model, not a curated record. Lineage: Eukaryota; Metazoa; Chordata; Actinopteri; Cypriniformes; Cobitidae.